AUAGAUAUUUAAUAUGGCCCUCGAGUAAUCUGCCUUUGUUCUGCUAAUGGACAAAGCAGCCGGUAUCCGCGUCACCGAACUGAUCCGGACACAUGCCUUGGGAUCCUUUGUUCAGCUAUGACAGCGAAAUAUGUGAUACCUGGCUGGUAAGAAGUCCCUCUGCUACUUUCGGGUCGCUCGAAAAAAGUAGAGUUGCAUACGUUGUGAGAUGGCUUCAGGCGAUAACACAAACAGUCAAGACAAUGAUAAUGGCCAAGGGGAAAUUGACUGGAAGAUUGGAAAACAGCUGCAGUAUCCGCCGCCGGCAGAUGUACCAGAAUAUGUGAAAAAAGCCCUUCCUCCGCGGCCGAAUCCUGGUUCUUCGUUCAUUUGUUCUUUACUAGUCGAGAGUGCUGAACAGCAAUACAUUUCAAAUAAUCAACAUCAACGGGAUCGUCCCGAUGUCAAUUCAGGUUCCCUCUAUGAAGCCGAGCUAGCCGUGGUGCAGCCGCUUCAGCUGGUGGCAUCCUCCUCACCAUGCUCAGAGGAAGACCCCGAAAUAGUAGCGCCACAACCAAGAUAUCCAGCCCGUAUGAUUCUGGAGACGAGCGAGGCCGACGAUAUUAUCAUCAGCCCUGUCUCAGGGACUUUAGCUGGGAAUAAGAACCUACAGCAGUACGAAGUCUCACCGAUCUCACCUAAUGAGUCUGCAUGUAGCCUGCAUUCAGGGGUUUCUUCAAGUGCGAGUCACAACUCCUCGUCAGCAGAGGAGACAUAUCUUAGUCGACAGCCAUUCUUUUAUGAGAAACAUCCUAUUGUAUAUCGAUCGGAGGAUCUACUUCCCACGCUGGAUAUGGAUGCUCUGAACCAAAAGCACCAGUUUCAAUACCAGCAAAUCAACCUCCGGUACAGUGACCCGGGGAGCCCUAUGAAUGGCACUGUGAUACAUCCUCCAACCUCAUUCCCUUCUGAUCCCAACCUCAGGCUCUCGCGCUACCUCGAUGGUGAAAGUCAGGGGUACCCACUGACCAUCAAUACUAAGCCACUAUCACCGGCCGACUUGGCGAAUGAUCUUAAUCAGUCACAAACUCCCACCGAGACAAUAGUUAGCCCCAAAGUCGCGUUCUCCAGCACCAUAAACGGAUUCUCGACACGGUCGCGGGCUAACAGCAAGAGGACGACUAAUGCACCGCCACCUCUGAAACUAAGCGAGCGCCCGCUAGCAGACAGCUACGUUAAGACGCCGUUCCCAGGCGUAGAGCCCGUGCAGCGACAAGACAGCUCGGGUUCUACACGUCAGAAGCAGGACCCAGCGGAGCACAAAGCCAAAGAAGAGCAGAGCGGCAUCGCGAGGAAACGGAACCGGGUGUCUACUCUUCCCGCGUUCGUGUUCGCGAAGUCGUUGAGGCAGAGCGGUGGUGAGACGCGGGAGAAGGAGAAGACUUCGUCGAGCCCGACGGUGAGGAGUAUCUUUUCGAGGGCGAAGUCGUUGAGGAUAGGUCGGGGGUUAGGCUUGGGGUUAGGCUUGGGUUUGGGGGGUGGUUCGGAGGAGGCGAGGAAGGAGAAGAGGAAGGAGGAGAUGAAGAGGCAGAUCCGGCUUGGUGAGCCGAGGUCGUGAUGUAUCCGGGUAAAGAGACCUAACCCAGAUAAUAUACAGAGGUCCUUGUGUGAUAUUGAAGAUGGCCCUAUCUUUAGUGAUUUGAAAAGGCUUAUAACGUUACGAGUAGUUAAAUAACGAUUUCGUAUAAGCUAUUUCGCAGCUUGUUUUUGCGGGCGUUGUUACAACUCAUAAUUGGUG
Messenger RNA from Daldinia decipiens, 1777 nucleotides. RefSeq lists its product as uncharacterized. NCBI's taxonomy places the organism in Eukaryota, Fungi, Ascomycota, Sordariomycetes, Xylariales, Hypoxylaceae. The record is from RefSeq and is a predicted model, not a curated record. The transcript has a single exon. The coding region runs from base 209 to 1597 and encodes 462 amino acids.